AGUUGGCAGCACCACAGACAAUGGACAAGGACAGGGAGAUGCAUGACGCUCUCCGGCGGAGGCUUCUAGACGCCGAAUCUGCGGCCCAGCAGGAUGAGGCAACGCGCCAACGGCACCUGCAGCUGCUCCAGGAUCUGUGGCAGCCGAAGGGCACACCAGUGGGCGUGCCGAGCGAGCGGCUGCGGCAGCUGUUCGAGGAGGUGCGAGCGAGAGGGGACCACGACCUGUUGCGGAACUGGCAGCUGUGGCUAAGCGAGCUGAUCCUGGCCAGGCGAGUGAUCCUGGUGCGGUCACACCUGCUGGCGGAGUGGCUGAUGGGCGGCGGGCAGCGGGAGAAGCUGGCGGAGGAACUGAAUCUGCUGUUGUCGCUGCUGAAAACGCUGCCCAAGGAACACCUGCCCGGCUACUGGUCAGCAUUGGCCAUGUUGCCCCAUCCCAAGGAUGUGAAAGCAGCUCUGCUCCUCAUCAAGUGCCAGGAGGCAGUGCUGGCCGACUUGGAGCAGGCCGAGGAGGCGGAGGACAGUGCCAGCAGUCGAAAUGCUGCCGAUUCUCUCGUUCAAUGCCACUUCGAUGGCCGCUGGCUGGAGGCCAGGGAGCAGGAGCAGCUUCCCCUAAUAGUGGGGCACAGCCUGCAGCUGCUCCAGAAGCUGGUGGCCAGGCAGCCGGACUAUGCGGUCCAGCAUGUGCCCGAGCUGAUGGGCCUAGUCCAGUGUUACGUGCAAUACGGAGCGGAAGGUGAGGCGCCAGCCAAGCUGCAGCUGCCGCGGAAGGUGCAGCCUGCCCAGCAAUCCGCCGCCUAUGGCCACGAGGAGGAGCCCCACGACUCGGAGCAGCAGAACGCCGCCGGCAGCAAGGCCCGUUCGGGCGGACGCAAGAACAAGGUGCGGAAGAUGAGAUCCCUGGCCAAGCAGCGAAACCAAAGCAACAACAACCAGGUCAGCGACUCUCUGCUGGCGGAGAGUGCUCCCCGGGACCGCCUGCUGCUGAUGGGCAACCAGGACUACGGCUGUCUCACCGGCGACUCCGGCGAGAACUGUCCCCCCUCCGAUUCGGAUCAGCUGCCGGGACCCAAGCAGCUCCGUCAGCUGCAGGCCAAGGUGCGGAUCUCGGCGCUGCAACUGCUGGGAUCUCUGGCCAGGCAGCUGCCCCGCCGUACGCUCUACGGCUACUGGCACGUCCUCUUUCCCAGCGCCGACUCUGGCGGCGGUGGCCACCUGCUGCUCGUGGGCCAAACGGACGGUAACUCCCGCUGCCGGGCGCUGGCCCUGCAGCUGGCCGCCCAGCUGCUGUACGGAUCCAAGGGCUACCUGAGCCAGGCCUGCUCCCGGGGCCCCAGCAACUACACGCCCUUCGCCGUGAGCCUGGCCAGCUGCGUCCUCUCGGCCUAUCGCUCGCUGUGCUCCAUUCUGGAGCGCGAAUAUGCGCCGCCGGUGCUCACCCAGUGCCUCAAGUGCCUGGCCGUGCUCGUGCAGGCCACACCCUUCGAGCAGCUGGAGAUGGGCUUCGUCUACGAGUUUGUGGGCCACGUGAAGAAGCUGAUCAAGAGCGCGGACUCGCCGGUGGCCGUGUCGGCCUUGCUGGUGAUGGAAAUGCUGGUGGCCACGCCGAAACUAACGCCAGAGAUGGCCAGCGCCAUAGGACUGGCUCCCAGCCAGCGGGAUCUCAAGCUGGAGGAGCUGCAGUCGGACUUUCACGAGCUCUGCGAUUCGGAUGCGGAGUUGGAACUGGAGGAGGAGGCGGAGCAGCAGCAGCAGGAGCAGCUGGCGCAGCACAGACCAGAGGCUAAUCCCGUCCCGCUGAGUGCCCCGGCCAUUCCCCGAAACUCCUGGCUGCUGCGGCAGGUCCUGAGGCAGCUGGAGAGCCUGGGCACGGGGCCACCGAUGCGUGUGGAGUGCUUCCAGGUCCUGCUGGCCAUGGCCACCCAUGUGGGGUUACUCCGCGGCCAUCAGGCCCGCUUGGCAAGGGUUUUGCUCGCCGGUUUGCAGGACAUCACGGCUGAUGUGAGACUGUACGCGGCCCGCUGCCUGGAUUCCGUGGGCUACCAGCUGGGACGCCUGCUCCCAGACCCGCCAGAGCGGGAGAUGCAGCUGUCCUUCUGGCUCAGCCUGCUGCCGGGCAUCUAUGGAGCCUACAAUGACGCCGCCGGAGCCUCGCUGAAGUGCGCCCUCUGCGAUGCCCUGUCCAACAUGGGUGGCUUCAGCUUCGAGCGGCUGCCUCCUGGCCAGCGGAACGCUCUGCUGGCCUUCCUCAGCGGCUGUGCCAGCGACGAUGGCGAGGAGCCGCUGGUCAGGGCCGCUGCUCUGCGGGCCUUGGCCGUCUACGUGCUGCAUCCCAGCCUGAAGGCGGACCUGGUCUUUGUGGAGAAUGCAGCGGAGCUGACGCUGCGCCUCAUCAGCGAUGGCCAGCUGGCGGUGAGGAUCAAGACCGCCUGGGCCCUGGGCAACAUCAGUGAUGCCUUGAUAGCAGCCAUUCCCAACCAUUCGGAGAGGAUUUCCGAGGAGCUUCUCGGCCGCCUCAUCCAGGCGGCCACGCAAAGCUGCGGGGAUCACGACAAGGUCAAGGCCAAUGCCGUCCGCUCCCUGGGCAAUCUGCUCCAGAUCCUGCAGCAGCAGCAGGCCACCGGGAAUACCGAACCCAUGCAGCUGGCCAUGUCCAAGCUGCUGGACUGUGUGCGGUCCGCGGGCAGUGCCAAGGUCAAGUGGAACGCCUGCCAUGCCAUCGGGAAUCUGGUCAAGCACAGGGCCUUCUUUGCCACCAGCCACCUGGCGGGCAUCCUGUUUCCGGCCCUCAACCAGCUGGUGGUGCAGCAUGCCAACUUCAAGGUGCGCAUCAAUGCCACUGGGGUGCUGCUGCAGGUGGAGCAGCGCCAGGACUUUGGUGUCCACUUUCCGCUGGUAUGGCGCUCGCUGCUGGACGCCCUGGAGCGCUCCAAUGCCCUGGACAACUACGAGGAGUACAACCACAGGGAUGCGCUGCAGCAGCAGCUGUGCCUGGCCAUGGCCCACCUGCUGGCGCUGGCCAAGGGCUCGGAUAUGCCGGCGUUGCGGGAGGCUCUGGAGGAGGAUCGUCUGGACGAGGUGCGCGGCACCUGGCGAAGGGUGGCCUUCCGCGUGGUGCCGGAGCAGUCGGCGCCGCUCUUCACGUGCAGUCCGCUCCUGGAGCAGCGUCUGCAGGCGGAUGCCACCACGGUGCCGCAGCAGCGUUCAGCCCUCUCCUUCAUCGUGGCUACACUCCGGCUGGAUCCGUAGGGGGAAUAGCCUUAGCUUGUUUAUAUAGAAACCAUUUAUACGGAAAUAAAAUCACUUUUGUGGAAGA
Drosophila kikkawai is the source of this 3315-nucleotide messenger RNA. RefSeq names its product HEAT repeat-containing protein 6. The record is from RefSeq and is a predicted model, not a curated record. Lineage: Eukaryota; Metazoa; Arthropoda; Insecta; Diptera; Drosophilidae.